UGCCAGACGAUGGCCAGACCUGGCAUCAUUUCUUCACGCCAGUCGACCCCAACCGACCAACCCCAUGGUUCCCACCUCCACCAUCGACCGCCAGGGCAUCGAAUGCCAUGGUGAGCCCGACUCUCGAGAUGGACGAUGACAACGCCCUGGACGAGGCGGUCACCAAGCUGCUCGACGCUAUCCGGGAACCAGAGCCCUCGACUGAUGCUGCCGGUAUCUCGAGCCCAGACCACCCCCCGCCAAUACCCCAGAUCUCGUUCGACUUCGUCACCAGCGAGGUCGGUCAGGAGGGCGACAACUGGCGCCACAGCAGCCCGGACGUGCCCGUUGUGUCGAUGAACGAGACUGGGAUUGAGCACGGUGCAGAUGGUACCACGCAAGAUGGAGAGAUGCAGCUUUCGCCACCGGCCCAGCCUCUGCUGGACGAGCUGCCGCAGCUCUCAGAGAUAUCGCCUGACCGACCGACCGAGCCGACACCUCAAGACACACCCGGAACCCGUCUCGAGAUCGCCAUACCAGAAAUGCCGCCCGAGUUGCGCGCAGAAUACGACGACGUUUACAGCCAUAUCGUUGAGCACAUUGCGGAUGCGAUUCCUGGCCGAGGCAAAGUCGAAUACCGGGUCGAGAUGACUGAUGGCAGACAAGAGUUGAUAACGUCAGAAGAGCUGCUGCUUCUUGAGAACGGCUCCGAAGCGCUGCGAUUAUUCAACAACCGAAACAUGUCGAGCCGCAAACGCAAGCACGGUUCUGAGGAUGAUUGGGAUUCCGACGGGGACGAUUUGGAGUCCGAGGGCGGUGCCAUGGAUAUUGACAUGGACGAUGAAGAUGUGCCCCGACAACGGAGAUUGCGAGCUGGCCGCAGCUUGCGACUGCGGGCUCCCAGCUCCCGCCAGGCCUCUGCGCCCAAGUCCUUCUUGUCUGAUGAUGACAGCGACGGCGUGCUGAAUGAUCGAGCAACUCGCGAGACCCGCAAACUGCGGCAACGUCCACCCCAACCAGCCAGUCUCUACACCGCCAACACUAAGAGUGUCGUUGAUCUGGAGAACGAUGAGCUGGCACAUGACCCUCAGCAACCUUCGGAUCAAGAUGACGGCGACUUUCGCCCCGUCGUGUCGGACAUUUCGUACAAGAAGUCGCGGCGAGGCGUUGCCCUUCAACGCACCAACAGAAUUGGAAUCCAGAGACAGUUGGCGCGAUCGCGUGCGAAAGCCAAAACCGGUUCCGAUGGCUCCGAUAUUGAGUUCGAGCAGCCUCGCCGCUCCUCCAGGGCCACUAGAAACAUGUUUGACAUGCGAGACGAUGCCUUAAUGGACGAUGAGUCGUUCUACGUGGUAGAGGACAAGUUGCCUGGUGCUCCCAAGGUGGUAUCAGUUCGGGAAGUGUUCCAGCCGCUGCCCGCUGAUUCAACAUUUGGCACGGUGCAUAUGGCUUCUUGCCACACCUGCGGUGGAUCGAAGCAGCGUGGGCAGAUCGUUCACUGCCAAGGAUGCAGCCUCUCCUAUCACAAGCACUGUCUAGGAGUCCGAAGCCAACGAGAUCACCUCGUAACCAAGAUUGGAGAUGAAAGCUUUGUUCUGCAGUGCAGGUACUGCAUCAAUAUAUACCGAAAAAAGGACAAAGUAUCUCCGAGGCACAGCAUGUGCCAAACCUGCAAAGAAGCUGGCGAGGCUUGCGCGCCAUUCUCCCAGAAGAAGACUUCCCGCCAGGAAGAAAAAUUACGCGAGGAAAAUGGCGGCACGGAUCCCAUCACAACCGUCUCGCCAAGGUUGAUCAACAACAAGGAGGUGCUCCUAUUCCGAUGCGUCACCUGUCACCGAGGCUGGCAUCUUGACCACCUUCCUCGCGCCGGAAGUGAGCCGAUAGGAACGGAUGUCAGCUCGGAACGACUCAAGGACUACAUGGUUGACUGGCAAUGCAACGAAUGUAGCACGACAAAGCACAAGAUCCAUCGUCUGGUUGCUUGGCGACCGUCCACCCAGCCUGUGACCGAGGAGAGCCUCACUCUGCCGUACGACAGCCUGAGCGACGACGACAAGGAGUAUCUCAUCAAAUGGGAAACCCGCUCCUAUUUCCACUGCACGUGGAUGUCAGGUGCUUGGGUCUACGGCGUGUCUGCGGCCGGGAUGCGAACUUCCUUUGGCAAAAAGGAUGCCCAGCACAGUCUGCUCAGUCUGACAGAGAAGGAGGCAAUUCCCGAGGAGUACCUCUUGGCUGACAUUGUCUUCAACGUGAAGAUGAGGUCGAGCGCCCCUAGAGCCAAAUCCAAGACAGCCGAGCUGGAAAACAUCACCAGUGUGAGCAAGGUCUUGGUGAAGUUCCAGGGCCUAGGCUACGAUGAUGUCGUCUGGGACUCGCCCCCCACAGAGGAUAUGGGCGAGGCCUAUAGUGCUUUCCGAGAGGCAUACCACGAGUAUGUCGAAGGCAAAUACUUUCAAAACGAGCCAUGGCCCAAGAUCCGAGAGCGGAUCAAGGUGUUUCGGGCCGCCGACCUGGAAGAGGUUGAUGUUCAGCCUGCCGGCCUCAAGAGAGGAAAACUCAUGGGAUACCAAGUAGAGGGCCUUAAUUGGCUCCUGGGAAACUAUCAUGGCGAAAGGAGCGUCGUCCUGGCCGACGAAAUGGGCUUGGGAAAGACGGUCCAGGUUGUCAGUCUCGUAACGUACCUGGUCCAGGAAAAACCAAAGUGCUGGCCGUUUCUCAUCGUUGUUCCCAAUGCGACCUGCCCGAACUGGCGCCGAGAGUUCAAGCAGUGGGCGCCGGGUCUCCGGGUGGUCACCUAUCACGGCGGCCGGGAGCCGCAGGAGCUCGCGUACAAGUAUGAGCUGUUUCCUCACGGCUCCAGCGAUAUGAAGGCGCACGUCGUCAUCAUGUCAUAUGACUCGGCCCAGGACCCGAAAACGAAGGUUCUUUUCAAGAACGUACAUUGGACCGGGCUGGUGGUGGACGAGGGACAACGGCUGAAGAAUGAUCAAAGCCUGCUGUAUCUGGCACUGCGCGCCAUGAGAAUCCCCUUUCGACUUCUUCUCACCGGCACGCCUUUGCAAAACAACAAGCGGGAGCUCUUUAACCUCCUCCAAUUCAUCGACACGAGCCAGGAUGCUGCAUCGCUCGACGAGGAGUAUGCCGUGCUCGACAAGGAUACCCUACCAAGGCUGCACGAAAAAAUUCGCCCCUAUUUUCUGCGCCGCACGAAGGCGGGAGUCCUUAAGUUCUUGCCGCCGAUGGCGCAAAUUAUACUGCCCGUAACGAUGACGGUCAUUCAGGAGAAGCUGUCGAAGAGCAUCAUGGCCAAGAACCCACAACUCAUCAGAGCCGUGUUUGCCAACGACAAGAUGAAGAGCAAGGACCGCGGCAGCCUCAACAACAUCCUGAUGCAGCUACGCAAAUGUCUCUGUCAUCCUUUCAUGUAUUCGGAAGCCAUCGAAGAGCGACACCAUGACCAAGCGAUCCUACAUCGAAAUCUCGUGGAAGCGUCGGCGAAGCUUCUCCUGCUGGAGAUAAUGCUACCAAAGCUUCAGGAGCGAGGGCAUCGAGUGCUCAUUUUCAGCCAAUUCCUCCAGCAGCUGGACAUCUUGGAAGACUGUCUCGCAGGCAUGGGCUUUCAGUUCAGAAGACUGGAUGGCGCAAUGUCAAGCCUGGAAAAGCAGCGUCGUAUCGACUUAUUCAACGCACCAGACUCCCCGCUCUUCGCGUUUCUGCUGUCUACAAGGGCUGGUGGAGUCGGCAUCAACCUGGCGACGGCAGACACUGUCAUCAUUAUGGAUCCAGACUUCAAUCCGCACCAGGACAUUCAGGCACUAUCCCGAGCGCACCGCAUCGGCCAGAAGCAAAAGGUCCUCUGCUUCCAACUUGUGACCAAAGAUACCGUCGAGGAGCGUAUCAUGCAAGUGGGCCGCAAAAAGAUGGCUCUCGACCAUGCGCUGAUUGAGAGCAUGGACGACGACGACCUUGCUGGUGACGACUUGGAGUCAAUCUUGAAACAUGGCGCUCAAGCGCUCUUUGAUGAAAACUACCAGACGACGGCUAUACACUACGACGGCCCGUCGGUCGACAAACUCCUGGACCGCUCACAGCUGGAACAGACAAAGGCGGACGAAGAGGGCUCUGCCGACACGCAAUUCACCUACGCCCGCGUCUGGGCCAAUGAGAGGCAAGGUUUCGAUGACGGCUUGGGCACCGCAGAGGAUGAGGCCCCCGAACCCAUCAGCUCGGGCGUUUGGGAUAAGAUCCUGGCGCAGAGAGAGGAGGAAGCCCGACUCGAGGCAGAAGCGAACAAGGAGCAGUUGGGACGUGGUGGAAGACGCCGAAACGCCAUCAACUACAAAACCAACGCCACUCUCGAAGGCAUACCGCUGCCCGAGGGUGUCGAGCCGGAAUCCUCCGACUCUUCCGACGAGUUUGCCGGCGCCGAAUCCGCAGACGAGUCCGAGGACGAGGAUCUGGCCGCAAAAGGUAAACGGCGCAGACUCUCCAGCGUUCAAGUUCAAUCUCCGGCAGUGACCCCCAGCAAAAAAACAAAGUCGAGAUGCAGCGUUGACGCGAAGAAGCAGGCGGCGACCUUGAAGACGCCAUCGAGGCGAUACAACCCCCCAACUCCGGCGUCGCGAACGCCAGCAACGCCCCGAAGACGAAGCGCGCCAAAGCCUCAGAAAGCAAAGACUCCAGCGACACCAACGCCAAGAAGCCGAAAAGGGGCGAGCCAGGGCGCACGGGACCCGGUCAGCGUGAAACGAAAAAGGACGCAACAGGUCCUGUUGACGCCGACCCGAACCAGUCCAUCAAAGCACGUUACCGAAUCGGUACAGAGCGCGGGCAAGAGGCCUUCCCACCCUCAGCAGCCCACGUCGUCGGCCAGCCCCAGCAGCCCCGGUACCACAAUAACAACGCCCGGCCUGGAGGCAAUGGCAUCCCCAGCCACCACUAUCGCGCCGUCGGAGGAAGGUGGCCAGGGCAGCCCGUGCAGGGCCUGAUGACUGGAGGGACAUAUGGCAUUGCCGCGCCCGAUGGCUCGUUUGCUCCGUUUGAUCCGUUUGCUCCGCUUGCUCCGUACGUCGCAGCUAGGCCGAGGGCCCAACAGAGCAUGCUGGCGAACAACGUGGCAGCCGUAUAUAUGAAUCGCAGUCUGUCAGAGGCUGAGCUACGACUCGCCAUUGAUGAAGUGCGGCAUUCCUCAUCGGAGCCUGUCGCCAAACAACAAAGAAUUGAUGCCUUGCUUCACCAACUGAGGGUGUUGCGAAUGCAGAUGGGAACGGCGAGGCGAUGAGGGGGACAAGACUCUGGAGAGAUGCCAAUGAGGAAAGGAAGGAAUAAUGGCACUGCGACUACGACUACGACUGCGACUGCGACUGCAACUGCGACUGCAACUGCGACUGCGAAUAGAGGUCAGGGGCUGGGGCGAAAAUGGGUGAUGGUGAAACGGGCCACGACUCUACGAAGGAUAGAACAAUAGACGACGCCGCAGUGCAGAAGCCUAGGUCUAGUG
Purpureocillium takamizusanense is the source of this 5479-nucleotide messenger RNA. RefSeq lists its product as uncharacterized. The coding region runs from base 108 to 4967 and encodes 1619 amino acids. Gene Ontology annotation, cellular component: nucleus; chromatin. Gene Ontology annotation, molecular function: DNA binding; chromatin binding; ATP hydrolysis activity. The transcript is spliced from 5 exons. NCBI's taxonomy places the organism in Eukaryota, Fungi, Ascomycota, Sordariomycetes, Hypocreales, Ophiocordycipitaceae. Gene Ontology annotation, biological process: negative regulation of transcription by RNA polymerase II; chromatin remodeling. The record is from RefSeq and is a predicted model, not a curated record.